CGCUGGCCUGCGGCUGGGCCUCUGCUCCAAACCCUUUCGGCCUUCUCCUCCCGCACAGUCCCUCCCGCUGAGGUUGCCCCGGCGACCCUCCUCUCCCCAGUGGCCCAGGGGCUGGCGGGAGGCGAUGUGAUGUGGGCUGAAGAGCCAAAGAGGCAGAAGUUGUGACCUUGGUGGGAAACCAGUCCAGGAAACGUAGAUGAGUAGAGAGAUCUGCAUCCAUACCUGGCCGUGCUCCUACUAUUUAGAACUUGAGAAGCGAUGGAUCCCUGGAAAACUUUCAUUAACUCCUCUUUCACUAAAAUUUAUGGCGGAUAAAACAGAAGAAGUUCUUGUCAACUUUCCCCUUUCUAGCAUAAUUGAAAUCAAAAAGAGGCUUCCCAUUUUUUCUUCAGUUCUAUCACCAUCCUGGAAAAGGACCAUAUUAAGCACUGGUUUAGUUCCUUACAGCCUAAUCGGAAUGUCGUCUUCAGCAUUAUUGAGCAUUUCUGGAGAGAGCUGUUGUUGUCUCAGCCAGAAACCGCUGUUCAAUCAUCAUCCUCCACCAUGACCAAGGGGAAGGAACUGACUGGAUUGAUGGCGCGUUCCCAGAAGCGUUUGGAAGAUACGGCAAAAGUCCUCCAUCAUCAAGGGGAACAGUUUGAUAACAUCAUGAAAGGACUAGACAAGAUUGAAUCUGAUCUGGAGGUGGCUGACAGAGGCAGAAGUUGUGACCUUGGUGGGAAACCAGUCCAGGAAACGUAGAUGAGUAGAGAGAUCUGCAUCCAUACCUGGCCGUGCUCCUACUAUUUAGAACUUGAGAAGCGAUGGAUCCCUGGAAAACUUUCAUUAACUCCUCUUUCACUAAAAUUUAUGGCGGAUAAAACAGAAGAAGUUCUUGUCAACUUUCCCCUUUCUAGCAUAAUUGAAAUCAAGAAAGAGGCUUCCCAUUUUUUCUUCAGUUCUAUCACCAUCCUGGAAAAGGACCAUAUUAAGCACUGGUUUAGUUCCUUACAGCCUAAUCGGAAUGUCGUCUUCAGCAUUAUUGAGCAUUUCUGGAGAGAGCUGUUGUUGUCUCAGCCAGAAACCGCUGUUCAAUCAUCAUCCUCCACCAUGACCAAGGGGAAGGAACUGACUGGAUUGAUGGCGCGUUCCCAGAAGCGUUUGGAAGAUACGGCAAAAGUCCUCCAUCAUCAAGGGGAACAGUUUGAUAAUAUCAUGAAAGGACUAGACAAGAUUGAAUCUGAUCUGGAGGUGGCUGACAGAUUGCUGACAGAACUGGAAUCUCCUUCUUGGUGGCCUUUUAGUUCCAAACUGUGGAAGACUCCAUCAGGAACAAAGCCCAGGGAAGGUGCCUCAGUGUUCUCCUCUGAGGCUUUUGGAAAAGAAGGGGUGGUAAUUAAAAUUCCUGCGAUUAUUUCCCAAGGAACAGAGUCUCACGUUAAACCAGGAAAGCUCACGGUCCUUGUUUCUGGAUUAGAAAUCCAUGACUCAAAUUCUUUGCUCAUGCACAGAUUUGAAAGAGAAGAUGUGGAUGACAUUAAGGUUCACACACCGUAUGAAAUUAGCAUACGCCAGCGAUUUAUUGGGAAGCCAGACAUAGCUUAUCGUUUGAUAUCUGCAAAAAUGCCAGAGGUCAUCCCAGUGUUAGAAGUGCAGUUCAACAAGAAAAUAGAGUUGUUAGAAGACGCCUUGAUGCUCAGUAGCACCAGAGCCUCCUCUCCAGCAGAGAAAGUUUGCUCACCCUGGCAUGCAGCAUCUGGGCUGAUGGUGGACCGCGUUUUGCACCGAGAGUUCUCCUCAGGAAGCGAAGAAGGCAGGCAGGCUCAGAUGCAGACAAGCGAGCAGCUCAUCUCUGAGGAGGACACGCAGGAGCUGAGACAGAUCCUGAGGAAGCUGAAGAGCCUCGCCCUGGACACGGAGACGGAGCUGGAGAGGCAGGAUGAGGCUCUGGACGGCAUUACCUCUGCUGUGGACCGGGCAGCCUUCACCAUGGACAAGCACAAUCGGCGAAUAAAAAAACUGACCUAGGAGAGGGAAACGCACCCGUGGACCAUUUCGGAAGAGAGUCGUGUCUCUGGAUUUGUCCUUCUCAAUCCCCACAUCCUUCCACCCACCGGAGGGCCCUGAGAAGCGACUGCUGUGAGGAGUGGCAGGGGCAGUGUAACCCAGGGUCCUGGCGACUCCCACGGAGGAAGUGCCCUGCAGUGAGGGAGAGGGCGCGGGGUAAGGACGGUCGGGCCUGUGUGCGGAGCAGUGCAGACGGGGCCGGUGGACCUGGCCUGGGAACCAGGCUGGCCCACUUGCUCUCCUGCUCAGAGCAGGGGCCCGAGCUCCGUCGAGGCUGCUGGGGACGUGCAGGCCCCACCCCACCCCCACCC
Choloepus didactylus (southern two-toed sloth) is the source of this 2357-nucleotide messenger RNA. It is a transcript of the gene SNAP47, whose product is annotated as synaptosome associated protein 47. Gene Ontology annotation, molecular function: SNAP receptor activity; syntaxin binding. Gene Ontology annotation, biological process: synaptic vesicle fusion to presynaptic active zone membrane; exocytosis; synaptic vesicle priming. Lineage: Eukaryota; Metazoa; Chordata; Mammalia; Pilosa; Megalonychidae. The record is from RefSeq and is a predicted model, not a curated record. The coding region runs from base 742 to 2007 and encodes 421 amino acids. Gene Ontology annotation, cellular component: plasma membrane; SNARE complex. The transcript has 6 exons.